Penicillium maclennaniae is the source of this 1650-nucleotide messenger RNA. RefSeq lists its product as uncharacterized. Gene Ontology annotation, biological process: DNA-templated transcription. The record is from RefSeq and is a predicted model, not a curated record. The transcript is spliced from 5 exons. Lineage: Eukaryota; Fungi; Ascomycota; Eurotiomycetes; Eurotiales; Aspergillaceae. Gene Ontology annotation, molecular function: DNA binding; zinc ion binding. The coding region runs from base 1 to 1650 and encodes 549 amino acids.
AUGCGACGGCAAGCGACCGUGCUAGGCGGACUCGACCGGGCGGCUUUGGCUGAGCGGCGCAAGAAACUCGCCGCUACCGAAACACCUCGUGUAUCUCAUGAGCCCAGCCUGCAAGAACACGCGGCUUUUCAACACGGCCCGGAAUGUACACCAUUCCUUGAGACAGAGUUCCCGAGUAGCUACGAUCUACUCCAUGAGAUCGGCACUGCUGAUAUCACUGGAAGGGCAUCGCUUACAGUACCAAAUGCGGACGUUGGCAAUAUAGAGAAAGACGUUUUGAUCGAUGCAUAUUAUCAAAAUUUUCACAAGUUGCAUCCGUUCCUCCCGCCGCAAAGGCAUUUCUACAGACUUUGUCAGAAUCCGAGCAGACAACUUGACUUUACCCCCCUCGUUGCUGUCAUGCGCUUGGUUGGACAUAUCUUUCACGCGCGAGACUGGCCAACUUCACUCCAAGACCAUGCCGAGGCGUGCUUUCCACGGGCAUCUCCGACUGAUCCGAUCCUGAUUCAAUGCCGACUCUUAUAUUCAAUAGCGUUGUUCUGGUUCGACUACAAGGACGAGGCCAAGAGCCAGAAGGACAAGUCAAUCCGUCUUGCUGUUGAUUUGCAGAUGUAUCUUCAUGGUUUCGCAGCGAAACACGGCGGCGAAGACCCUGUGUUGACGGAAAGUUGGAGGCGCACAUGGUGGAUGCUCUAUCUCGUUGAUGCGUACUAUGCUGGGACUCUCGGAACUAUGAACUUUGAAGUUGUGGACAUUGAGACUACUGUGGAAUUGCCCUGUGAGGAGUCCGCAUUCGAGUCAGGAAACAUUCCCGCGCCCAGAAGCCUAGAAGAUUUUGACUGCCGCGAAUUCACUCCUGAAAUCACCUUUUCAUCCUUCGCCUACCUCAUUGGCGCAGUUCGUUGUGCAGCGUCGGCAAUAGCGUCUGCGCCGAAGAUUGUGAAUAAAGACGACUCGUUACACAUAAUCCAGGCUGCAGACUCCAGCCUUGAUGGAGAUAUCGAUGAAUUGAUGUUCCAAGCGCACCUGCUAGUCCAUGUAGCCACCAUUGGAUUACACCGACCAUUCUCAGACCUCAAAUUCAACGCAGUGGAAGAAGUCUCAAGUUGCGCACGGGAACCGCCUCUCGUCACACCCACAUCGGACCUCGUCAACGUACACACAGUGCGAGUCCUUCGCGCCGUAGAAGCCCAGAUCCGCCUCUUAGCACUCCCAGUUCGGCGAUUCCACCAUACGCCCUUCACAACGUGUAUGGUCAGCGAAGGCACAUUGGCGCUCCUGUCAGCCUGCAAUUUCUUAUUCAAGGAAAGGGAUCUAGCAACGGCAAGAGACCAGAUCCGCAUGACUAUCGGGUGUCUGAAGGCACUCGGUGAGAUCUGGCCGCGGACCGCGAGAAAUGUUCGUGAGAUCCAGACUAUUGCGCAUCAUGUGUUGGGAAUUAGGUCGAAUAUUGCAAAGAAGGGCAACACUCCUAGCUCAAGUGGAGUGCCGCAUCUUUUCGGCGGUCAAGAGCAGAGAGGUCUUGGAUCGGACGGGGACUCCAGUAAUGGAACUGAUAUGUUACCCUCACUUGGCUCGAUUGAGGAUCUUUGUGGAUGGUAUCAUCUGGGUGAUCUGGAGGAUCUUCCGUGGGGACUGCCUGGUCAAUGA